UCGUGCAUUAGACGCAGCUUCGACUCAACUACCUUUAUUUCCAGUGUCGACCAGGAAGCGAACAGGUGACAUACACCUGUUCAGAGCAAACGUUUGUUCAUGAACAGUAUUUGAGAAGAAGUCUUUGCGUGAUUAAUACGGAUAUCACUUUCUGUCUUUACUUGGCUAAUCACAUGGGACCUAUUUUAUUUUUUGCAAAGCUGCUUUUCAGCAUGGAUUGGCAACCUUUCUUACCUCGGCUUUAAGUUUGCUGAAGGCGGAUUACGUUCCACGUUUUCAGAAGCCUUCGUCCCUACGCAGGUACAAGUGUCCUAUUACGAACGGGCCUUUGAGAGUGAUAUGGGGAAUCAGGUGGAGAAACUGACUCAUUUAAGUUACAACGAGGUCCCUACGGCGGACCCUAAUGGGUUUGACCCAGAGGAUGAUGGUCCACGGAUCGGGGUAUCCUAUAUAUUUUCAGCUGAUGAUGACGAGCAAGAGGAGCAAAUUGAUGGGCCAGAGGGAGAUUCGAACGAGGAAGAGAAACAACAGUAUGACACGCAUGACGAAUUAGAAUGUGCAGUGUAUUACCGAGAUGAAUGUGUGUACGAGAGAAGUGCAAAGUUCAUUGAAAUGGGAACAUAUUCGGCCGAGAAUUUGUUGAAUAAUUGUAAGCCAGGCGACAUAGUGGAGUUUGUUGCAGUUGGCCAGUACCCACAAUGGGCCGUUUUUGUUGGAGAUUUCCAAGUGGUUCAUUUGCACAGGGCUGAAAUCAAAAACAGCUUUCUAACUGACGCAUGUCAAGGCAAAAGAGGCAGAAUUGUAAACGAUCUGUUUAAAUAUCAUUCGCUUAGCCCCGAUAUUGUGGUGCAGAAUGCAAUGGAGCAAGUCGGAGCAAAAGACCAAGACCUUUGUUGGAGAAACUCUGAAUGUUUUGCUGCGUGGUGUAAGUAUGGCAAGCGUGAAUUCAAAAUUGGUGGCGAGAUCCGGAUCGGAAAACAGCCAUACAGGAUGAAAAUUAAACUCUCCGAAAAGAAAAGCCACGUGUUGGAAUUUCAGAGUUUAGAGGAUUUAAUCAUGGAAAAGAGGAGAAACGACCAAAUUGGGAAAAACGCUGUCAUUCAAGAGCUGGCGAAUCACCUGAAUUGCGUUGAUGAAAUCAAAGAUGAAAAGAACUGUAAUUGAUGGUGAUCGUUAUUGGUGUGUCAGGGAGCCCGUAAUGGGCUUAAAGAAAACUCUUCAGAGCAAGUUGUCAAACAAUUAUAUUGCUGAUGAUUCUGUAUUAAACAAUUGCUCCGACUAUUUACCAAAUGCAGUUAGGUAAAGGUUAUAUGACUGCCUAUUGUUUAUCUAUGGGUCUGACGGAGGCAUUUUGUGUAACAU
Chanos chanos (milkfish) is the source of this 1362-nucleotide messenger RNA. It is a transcript of the gene lratd2b, whose product is annotated as LRAT domain containing 2b. Lineage: Eukaryota; Metazoa; Chordata; Actinopteri; Gonorynchiformes; Chanidae. The transcript has a single exon. Bases 340 to 1164 code for a protein of 274 amino acids. The record is from RefSeq and is a predicted model, not a curated record.